AGUUGAAUUCUAUAUGUUUUAACCAUUUCGUGAAAUAUUUACCAUACAUUUCAUAUGCUUUACACAAGCUGGUACAUUAAACAUGCAGGUACCCACUAUAGAAAAUUUGCCUUAUUGUAAGGAGUUGUGGUUUCUAAUAUCGGAUACGGUGUGUCGAUGCGAGAAACAACUAGUGGAAGAUGAAAUUAAAAAGGAAACUAAACUUCUUAAAGAGGGACUAUUAUUUUUUAAACCAUAUACAGAAGCAUCGCUUCAAAAUAUACCUAAAAAUGAUCCAUCUCCUCGAAUGUACGAUUUAAUUAGUAAACUUGCCCCACUUCUUAAUUUAGACGCUACAAUUACUUGGGAUCUAGUAUGUAAUUUUAUAAAAUAUGAAUAUCGAAAUUGCGCGGAAACUUUCGCGUCGCAACUUAUAGAUUUUACAUCGAUGAAAGCGUUGAUCGAUGAUAUUUGGGAAUUUUAUUAUUCCGAAAGAAUGACGUUGAUAAAGUGUCUUAAACUUAUGGUCGAAUAUAAAGAUAAAGGACAUCGUUACCGAAAAGAAUUCUUAAAAUUUUUCGAUGAUAUACUGUUUGGAACGCUACUAGAAUCGAUUCGAAAACAAAUAGAAAUGUUAAAAACUGUAAAUGCACCGACAAGAUCACAAUUGUGUACAGAAGAAUAUCUACAUAAAUUAUAUAACAGUAGUCUAAUCGAAAUGCGAGAAUUACUUCACAUAUUAACAGUUAUUAUUCAUGACAUACACAUUGCUGAUACUGAGUUUAUGAAAUUUUAUGAAAGCAUUGGAGGAGAACCAAGACGGUUAGCGAGUACAAAAAGUCACGAAGAUAAAAAGGCAAUUGCCAGAAAAAUUAAGGAAAUACAGCAGAGUCAAGCAGCUCUCUUUUUAGUAACGUUAGAUGUCAGAAAACAUGCCAAUAUAGAAGAUUGGAUAUGCAGUGUAAGAAACAGUAUGCAAGAAACUUUUGAACAAAAAUGCAUUCGCGAUAAUUCACCACAAGAUAGUCUACUAUUUUUAUCUUGGAUGUUAGCAAACUAUGCUAUCGACCCCGAAAAUAUUGAUAUCUUGAACCGAUUUAGGCCAUUUGGUGUCAAAGCCAUACAAUUAAAUGUUUUCCAUUACUUGCAAGAUUUGAUGAAUAGUGAAAUAAUUUGUGAAAACACGCAUUACGCCGAAGUUGUACGGAGCAGCGCAUAUAAUCUUCUUACUUUAGUGUGUGCUUUCGUUGAUGAAGAUAAAUUAAGCGCUCUAAAUGAUAUCUUUGAUGCCGUUGCUACUAUAGUUCAGUUUCCUGAAAUUGCAGUACGAUUUUGGGAAGAACGCAAUGACGGCUUAUGGUUGAUUUAUAAAUUCGCAGCCGAACAGUUUCCGUAUGAAUUUGUACCGUUAACAAAUAUUGCAAUCGGAUUGGCAAGCGCUUCGGUAUUUAGUGCCGAAAAAAUUGCAAUAGAGCUGGAUAAUCUUCAGUCAUUAACAUUGGAGAUACCACGGCAACGGGAUCAUAAUAAACCGUUAAAACCAUACGAGCAAGAAUGUACAAUUCAUAAGAACUCGUAUAUGAUAUCGGAAGACUGUUUCCGUGAAAAUAUACGUAUAUUGUCAAGUGAACGUGAAAUAAUGAUAUUUCGACAAAAAGCAAGCUAUUGGGACGCCUUACAUCAUAAAAUAGAACAACUUUUUUCUCAAGCAGGUGGUGGAAUUACGAAGACCAAUGAAAUGAAUAAAAAUUUGCCUGAACACGUUUCACAAGGCUUAAAAUUAUUGAAAACAUUAGCCAAACACAUAGGAAUACGACAAAGUAUGGUCAUUCCAACGGAAUUAAGUUUUGAAAUUAUAAAUAGAUUUUCUUAUCCAGUAUUACCCGAAGAAAAGAUGUACAUAUAUAAGAUAGUCGUAGCUUGUAUUAGUAUCUCAUCCGAACUCAUAUUAGAGUAUCCCGAAGAAAUUUUGUCGCGAAUGCGUGCUGGCGUUUAUCCAAGAUUUAAUAAUCGGUAUCAAAAGACGUUAGAUUUUGCAGAAGCAGUUUCGUUUGAUGGUGGUAUAAUCGCAUCAUGGCUAUCCGCUAUAGAAACAAUCGCUCAUUCGUAUCCAAUUUUAAACACAUACUUAGAUAUUUUAUCGAAAUACUUAAUCAGAAAAUACAACGAGGAAGCUCUAUAUACGGUUGAAAUACCUGGUAUGGUAUUCUUACUGCAAGGUGUUUUACCAAAAUUGGAUUCCUGGUAUUUCGAAUCAGAUGCGGAAAGAACCGACCUGUGGUUAAAAAGUAUGUUUUGCCUCCACAGAGCGCUUGAAUCCAGUUUACCUAAAGAAGAUAUACGAAGUGAAUUACAGCUUGUUGUUGCAUACAGUUUAUUGUAUUUAGAACCACGGCAUGCUUUACUUAAGCUAAUUCGUACUGGUGAACGUACUUUACAUAACAAAAUGAUGGCAGAAACAGAUUGGAUUCGCGGAAAAGGAUUCAAAGCAAUCAAAAGUGUACAAUUGGCCUUAUCUGUAGUAAAUAGAUUAUUAAUAUUCCGAAAAUCACUGGGUUUAGAAAUAGGAAGUAGGUCACCAUUGGAAACUGCUUUAUAUUCUUCGCCUCGUGUACCAAAUGGUCUUUUAAUAGUGCCUACGAUUGUAAAUUAUCUGUAUGUUUGGUUCAGUCCACCUCUACAAGCCAUGGCUGUUAGGCUGUUAAAGAAAUUUGCCGAAGGGUCAUCUAUGUCGCUUUUGGUUUGCAUGGGUAUGGACGGUACAUCUAUACGAGAAACCUUCGCUUCUCGCAGAGGUCUCAUGUCACCAACUUGUGUCGUGGAUGUUAAAGUCGCCAUUCUGGAACUAGUUACUGUGUGCUUAGAAAAGCAACCUGGUCUGACAGAAGCUCUUUUCAACAUUGUACAUCCAGCAGAAUGCAAACGAAUUUUUCCUCGAUCGGUGGAAGAAUUUUUCACAGAAGGAUGCAGACAAUUUCUAGUUAAAUAUCUAAAUCGAAUUUAUGAAAAAGACGAUAUCGUGUGCGACAAAUUGUAUAAUAGCACAAUGGCGUUAUUACGAGCAAUGUGGUACCACAGAAAUGAAAUUCUCGUAAAUUUCUUUCGGAAACGGGAAAACUUCUGGACUCAACUUUUUGCUCCACUUUUCAGAGAGAUAGUACCAGGUGCGAAAGGUUAUUCUCAUUUGCUAGAUAUAAUUACUUUGGAACUGUUCAAGAGUACCACGUUAGAAGAUGAUUUUACUACAAAUUUAACAAAACUUUUGGAUAAAUCGAAAGAUUACUGGAAGAAAUUGGCAAUAUACGUACUCGAUGACGUAUGCGUCGAUAGCGAAGAAUCAAACAAUUACCAAAAGCGAGAUGCUAAUGUUACAGUUUCAUUGUAUGAAACUAAUUUAGAAUCCUGGUAUAACUUUAUCGUCACAUUAACUGACGACAGAAUAGCAACGAAUUAUCAUAUUAAUGUGUCUCAAGCACAAUUCAUAACACAACGUUCGUUAGAGAUAUUACUUGAACGAGUCAAACAAUUUUAUGAUGUUUCUAGCCGAAAAAUCACAAUGUUGUUGGCCUCUUUAUCACUUCGAUGUAUCACUUCUUGGAAGCAAAUGUGUGUCGAUGACUCAAAACUUUUUAAAUCGGGAUUAACACAACUAAUGCAAGAAAUUGGCCAAGCUUAUCGCAGUUAUGGAAAAUCUUUGCGCCAGACACUGAUUUCUUUGCUUCUUGGAUGUGUGCAAUGCGUAAAAAGCACAUUACGCGAAGAUCCAACAAGUCUCGAAUAUCUUCUGUCGCAUGCCUGUAUCAUCGUUGCGAGCGAAUUAGAGGAAUUAAAGGAGGCUGCUAUUCAAUUGGAAAAACGGAAACAACAGCAACAUUCGGUGGAACGGAAAGUGAGCGAUAAAACAGUUACGAUUGACAGCGUAAUUGCGCAAAAAAAUGCUGAUGAAAGAAAUGCAGAAACCGUUCGGGGAAUUCGGGAAAGUUUACCAGCAACUUUGGCUGUUUGCAUGGUUACUCAACUAUUACGCUCUUACGUAGAACGAAGUUCUAUCUUGAAGCAUCAGCGAAGAUCUAGUUGCAUACAACUGCGACAAAUGAUACCGGAAUUAAUGACAUGUAUUGGUAUCACUCUGCAAAAAUAUCCAUAUUUAAGAUUUAGUACCGCUGCUCUCAACUUGCUUAAUUUAAUCAUUCGUUUGCCAUACACUUUGCAACCAAUCAAUGAAAAUCAUAUUGCGAAAUUAUGGUUGAGCUUAAUUCCACCUAGCGACAUUGGAAACAGUAUGUUAGACUCUUUAUAUGACGAUUGCCCAAAUGGAAAAUGGCGAUGCCAAGAUUGGUGGCCACUUUAUACGCUUGGUCUUGAAUUUUUAAUAGGACUAGUCACUAGUGAAACACCUACUGUUUACAUCAAAUCUAUUAUAAUAUUUCUAAAUUCUCACGAGUAUCAAUUAAUGGUUGCGUCAACCUUAUUAAGACAUACGGCAGACCUUUACGCUGCCGACUUGGUACAAUCUCUCGUUGCUCUCAUUCAUAUCGUAGCAACCCAACCAUACGUUUGGAGUUCGAUACAACCAAAUGUUUGCGAAACCUUGAUAAAAUGUAUGUAUUUGGCAUAUGAUAAUACGGUAAAUCUAUUAUUAAGACCACGAAUUCUUAAGUUCAUCAUCGACGGCAUUAGCAUGGAAAGUGCCGAAGAAUUGGAAUCUUGCGAUAAGAGAUCGCCAAGUGGUGAAUUAAAGUUACUAGUUAACAAAUUGAUCGUCAUAAAUACAACCUGUGCGUUAAGUUUUGUUCACUUUUCCCCGAGACUAAAUACUCUUGUGGACACUAUAUAUACACAAGACUUCUGGUAUACUCCAAUGGCUGAAAUGAAUUUUGGACCGCCACAGAUGAGCAUGAGUUCUGGACCACGAUUAACCUACGGCACAAUCAUUAGUUCAACACAGUUGUUUACACAGGCACUACAUUCACGGUCUCAACCCGUGACUGCUACGACCGUUUCUUUUAGUGGUCAAUCGGAUAAAACAGAUUCUGCUAAGAAUGAAUGGGAGCACGCUGCACCAGAGGAUCGACAGAUGCAUUCGAGUAAAGAUCUAAGGCGAAUUAUUCAUGCAGCAUCCGGUUCCACUUCGAGAUCUUCGAACGUAGGAAGUGAAUUUUUGGUGUAUGUCAAUGGCCUAGAUGUAACUGUACCGUUAUUAAGUAGUCCGAGACUCGUGCGAAGACCUUAUGAUCCUCUUAUUUGUGAAAAUACAAUUUUGUCAAGAGCCACAGCCUUGACAAGUGGUAGGCACGUAACAAAAGGUGUAUCAGCCGGAAACAAUGAUAGUCCUGUUGUAGCAAAAUAUCAAAAAUUUAGCGACCCGUGGUUCGAAUCUAUGGACGAAAACAACACAAGAUUCGCCCUUGAAGUCAAUCUCGUCUUAAUUUUGUGUCAAGCCUUAGAAGGAGUCAGAAAUCCAAGGAUCGCUCUUAGAGAUCGUCAACUAAUAGCGCGCGAAACAGUGACCGAAUUAGGAGUUUUCUUCGAUUUUCUUGAACAUCGAGGUACUCCCGACGACUGGCAAGUUAAAGGAUCGUUAAUUAAUUCUGAUGCUAGAAGGGUGAGAAUUAUUCAGCAACCUGUUGAUUUCAAUCAAACUAUUUUGCCGGCUAGAUUAAAGGAAGUACGGAGAAUGGAAUUUGAAGAGAAUAAUAUGUUCACCACAGGAAAAUUCCUAACCGAUGUUAGUAGUAUACAAUUUUUACCUUUGAUGAGGAAGUUACUAAAAACCGUUGUAGAAUCUUUAGACCUGACACAGUAUCGAUAACAGUACCAAAUUAUGAUAAACCUAUGGGCUUUAAUUAAAAAAAAAAAGAAAAAAUAAAAAAAAAAAAAUAAAGGAA
Eufriesea mexicana is the source of this 5867-nucleotide messenger RNA. RefSeq names its product nuclear pore complex protein Nup188 (gene Nup188). Lineage: Eukaryota; Metazoa; Arthropoda; Insecta; Hymenoptera; Apidae. The record is from RefSeq and is a predicted model, not a curated record. Gene Ontology annotation, cellular component: nuclear pore inner ring. Gene Ontology annotation, molecular function: structural constituent of nuclear pore. The coding region runs from base 83 to 5791 and encodes 1902 amino acids. The transcript is spliced from 5 exons. Gene Ontology annotation, biological process: protein import into nucleus; RNA export from nucleus.